Closterium sp. Naga37s-1 is the source of this 1176-nucleotide messenger RNA. The record is from the annotation of a GenBank genome assembly. NCBI's taxonomy places the organism in Eukaryota, Viridiplantae, Streptophyta, Zygnematophyceae, Desmidiales, Closteriaceae.
AUGACGAGCCGGCAGCUGGCCCGGCCCGUGGCUGGUCGGAUCGAGACAAGCGGGGAUGAGCUGGUCUCAGCCAGUACGGCUCGUCGCCGACUGCCAGGGGGGGGGGCGUGGAACCCGUCCUUACACUCCCGGUCCCUGCUCUCCCCGUCCCUACUAUCCCUGUCCCUACUUUCACCGGCCCAAUUCUCCCCGUCCCUAUUCUCCCCGUCCCUGCUCUCCCCGUCCCAAUUCCCCCCGCUCGUACUCUUCCCGUCCCUAUUCUCCCCGUCCCUACGCUCUCUGUCCCUAUUCUCCCCGUUCCUACUCUCCCCGUCCCUACUCUCCCCGUUCCUACUCUCCCCGUUCCUACUCUCCCCGUCCCUACUCUCCCCGUUCCUACUCUCCCCGUUCCUACUCUCCCCGUUCCUACUCUCCCCGUUCCUACUCUCCCCGUUCCUACUCUCCCCGUUCCUACUCUCCCCGUUCCUACUCUCCCCGUUCCUAAUCUCCCCGUUCCUACUCUCCCCGUUCCUACUCUCCCCGUUCCUACUCUCCCCGUCCCUACUCUCCCCGUCCCUACUCUCCCCGUUCCUACUCUCCCCGUUCCUACUCUCCCCGUUCCUACUCUCCCCGUUCCUACUCUCCCCGUUCCUACUCUCCCCGUUCCUACUCUCCCCGUUCCUACUCUCCCCGUUCCUACUCUCCCCGUUCCUACUCUCCCCGUUCCUACUCUCCCCGUUCCUACUCUCCCUGUUCCUACUCUCCCCGUUCCUGCUCUCCCCGUUCCUGCUCUCCCCGUUCCUGCUCUCCCCGUUCCUGCUCUCCCCGUUCCUGCUCUCCCCGUUCCUCCUCUCCCCGUUCCUGCUCUCCCCGUUCCUGCUCUCCCCGUUCCUGCUCUCCCCGUUCCUACUCUCCCCGUUCCUACUCUCCCCGUUCCUACUCUCCCCGUUCCUACUCUCCCCGUUCCUACUCUCCCCGUUCCUACUCUCCCCUCUCGUCAACCCUCUCUUUGCUCGCACACCCGCCUUUCCCCACCCUCCACCCACCACGUCCACGCACCACCCACCAUGCCCACACACCACUCACCAUGCCCACACACCACUCACCAUGCCCACGCACCACUCACCAUGCCUACACACCACUCACCAUGCCCACACACCACUCACCAUGCCCACGCACCACUCACCUCCCCAAUAA